Molecule: messenger RNA, 1527 nt
Organism: Bactrocera tryoni
Lineage: Eukaryota; Metazoa; Arthropoda; Insecta; Diptera; Tephritidae
Gene: Ugalt
Product: UDP-N-acetylglucosamine transporter
Exons: 4
Coding region: 242-1459 (405 amino acids)
Biological process (GO): pyrimidine nucleotide-sugar transmembrane transport
Cellular component (GO): Golgi membrane
Molecular function (GO): UDP-galactose transmembrane transporter activity
Source: RefSeq, a predicted model, not a curated record
GACGAGAGUACUUCGUCAGUCAAUUUUAAUGUUCAAGCGUAACACUUGAAUAAAUAUUAUUUGCUGCUUAGAGUUGACGUAUAAUUAAUAUUUAACUAAGAGGAAAAUAAUGUUCAGUUUCACUUAAAGCACAUAAUUGGGCAGUAAAAAUUUGUCACACGAAUGGACAUUAAAACAAAUAAUUGAAAAGUGAAAUUAUAUUCUUAAAUUAAAAGGCGACUGUAGCACUUUACUCUUCCAAAUGGCGCAAAUGGGAAAAACUAUGGAAGAUGUGUUUGGACGUGGUCAAGUCAGAAUACACGACUUUGGUGGAAGUGUCCAGAAAAGCUCAUCGGUUAUAGUUACAAUUCCUGCCCAUACUUCAAUGUCCACAACUUCUAUACCAACAACUGCCAUGAAUAUACACGUAAACGCCAACACUUUGAAGUACAUCAGUUUAAUAACGCUAACAUUGCAAAAUGCAAUACUUGGACUUAGUAUGCGAUAUGCACGUACCCGACCGGGAGAUAUUUUCAUCAGUUCUACAGCUGUGCUUAUGUCUGAGAUAGUUAAACUUGUCACCUGUUUGGUUUUGGUGUUCAAUGAAGAGGGUAAGGACGCACAGAAAUUUGUACGUACGCUGCACAAAACAAUUAUUGCGAAUCCUGUGGAUACACUCAAAGUGUGCGUUCCUUCACUAGUUUAUAUUGUGCAAAAUAAUUUACUAUAUGUGUCCGCUUCACAUUUGGAUGCAGCCACUUACCAAGUGACCUAUCAAUUGAAGAUAUUGACGACCGCCAUGUUUGCUGUAUUCAUACUGCGACGACGCCUUAUCAACACACAGUGGGGUGCAUUAUUGUUGCUUAUUGCUGGCGUUGUAAUGGUGCAAUUAGCGCAAACUGUGGAUGAUAGUACAGGAAGUGCAACAUCAACAGGACCGGAGCAAAAUCGUAUGCUCGGAUUGUGGGCAGCACUAGGAGCAUGUUUUCUGUCCGGUUUCGCUGGGAUAUAUUUUGAAAAAAUCCUUAAAGGCGCCGAUAUAUCCGUAUGGAUGCGUAACGUACAACUUAGUUUGCUCAGUAUACCAUUUGGUAUGCUGACUUGCUUCAUUAACGAUGGACAUCAAAUCGCAAGCGCCGGUUUCUUCCAUGGUUAUGACUUGUUCAUUUGGUAUUUGAUAUUUCUACAGGCGGGUGGAGGACUUAUAGUAGCAGUCGUGGUAAAAUAUGCUGAUAACAUAUUAAAAGGAUUUGCUACCUCCUUAGCUAUAGUCGUUUCAUGUGUAGCAUCUAUUUAUUUAUUCGACUUCAACUUGACUAUACGUUUUGCAAUUGGUGCGGGAUUAGUUAUUGCUUCCAUAUUUUUGUAUGGAUACGAUCCCAAGAAGUCAACUGGAAACGCAAAGCAGACAACAAUGAACGCAGCACAAAAGAAUCCAACGCAACUAGAGGAUGAGGAAAAACUCCUGCCCAGAGUUUAAAACACUCGACGUUUUAAACUAAAAUCAAUUUAGCAAUUGAUUUUCAGUAUUCGAAAUGUAAUUACCAU